This is a messenger RNA of Ostrea edulis (European flat oyster), 4255 nucleotides long. Its product is annotated as MFS-type efflux pump MSMEG_3705-like. The record is from RefSeq and is a predicted model, not a curated record. NCBI's taxonomy places the organism in Eukaryota, Metazoa, Mollusca, Bivalvia, Ostreida, Ostreidae. Gene Ontology annotation, cellular component: membrane. The transcript has 10 exons. Gene Ontology annotation, molecular function: transmembrane transporter activity. Bases 838 to 2400 code for a protein of 520 amino acids. Gene Ontology annotation, biological process: transmembrane transport.
AUAUUUAAUUUAUUUAUGUAUUUAUUCAUUAUUAUUAUUAUUAUUACUUUGUGUAUGUGUGUUACUGUUGUUGUUCAUUGGCGAAACUAGAGGGGAAGGAGAUGAAUAUUUUUAAAAAGUACAACCUUUUUUUAGUGCCAUCUUAUGCCAUGCUUCUGAUUGUUCAUAACCACUUGGCUGAUUCCGGGAACGAAAAAAAUAUUUCAGUUUUUUUAAAUCUUGUUUUUUUUUAAUUAUCAUUUUUUUAAAAUAAUUUUAUUCUAAUUUGUUUUUUCUCGCGGAAAUGCCCUGCUGUAGAAUCCGGGAAAAAUUACCAAUACCAGUUUCACUAUUACAGCUUCUCGUGAUUCUCGUGAUUCUCAGCAGAUCAGCUGAACUGAGGAUGCGGGGAAAAUGUGCGCUUGCCUCUAUGAUUUAGCUCGAAAAGCAACUGUGUCGUGCACUCUGAAAUUGAUAUGAUAUAUUUAAAGAUCUGUGAGACCAUCUUUUUCGGACUUCGCCUUAGAAUUUAUUAAGCGUCAACGUUCGUCAGCUAGCGGAAGCUUGUGUACUUUCAUUUUCAACUGUCGGGGAAGAUCGGACGAUUAUCAUUAUAUCAUAUAUUUUUCGACUGAUGUUUUUAUUUAUUUAAUUUUUUUUAAACAUUUCUUUCAUUGUCAUUAUAUAGAACAUUAACAAUCUGUUUGUAAUCGGUAUGUAUUAAGAAACUGAUAGUCUUACAUAAAACGAUUACGAAACCAGUCAAAGUGCAGUGUAAUUUGUAAACACCGUAAACAUUCUGUGUGUGCGAUAAGUUUUUAAGAAAUAUACAGAUUUGAUUUAUUCCACGAAUUUCCAAUGAUGGAUGAAGACAGACCACUUCUUUCUCAACCUCACGAUGAUGAAGAAUCUGACAAAAUCAUGGAAAAAAAGGAGCCAGAGAUUGCCAAGGACCAGGAAGCAUCACCAUGGUAUCGAACUUUGACUCCAUACAAGCUUUAUGUCUUGCUCCUCCUGUUAGUGACCUAUCUCUUGAAUCAGCUGGACAGAUACAUGCUGGCCAUCACAUCCAAGUCCAUGGCCCAGGAGAUUCAUUUUGGGGACAAGGCGUGCAUGAAGAAUUCAUCAUUCAAAGACAGAGCUUUUGAAGGAAUCAAAUGUGAGGACUUUAAUCUAGAAGCUAGUUGUUUGAAUGCAACAAACAAUGAGACAGAGCAUAUUUGUUACUAUGACUACAAUGGACAAGGGUUUGAAUACCAAAUUGUAGCAGGACCAGCUUUCAUAGUCAUCUAUACGUUUGCUGGAAUCUUCAUUAGCUAUGUGGCAGAAAAAUUCAACAGGAAGGUGAUGCUGGCAGCAUGCCUGAUGUUCUGGUCUGUAAUGACUAUUCUGACUGGAUUUGUCAAGGAGUACUGGCAUCUGGUUAUCCUUCGGUUUGGACUUGGAUUUGGAGAAGCUGGCUGUGGUCCUUUUGCAGUGUCCAUUUUGACAGAUUACUUCAACCCAGAAACCAGGGGUUUUGCCCUUGGAAUAUAUAACUGGGGAAUCUAUUUUGGUUACAGCAUGUCUUAUGCAUUAGGAAAUUUCAUAUCUCUAGCAAACAUCAAUGGUCAAGGUUGGAGGUGGACCUUCUUUAUCUCUGGCAUUCCGGGCCUUGCUGUUGGUGUGCUGAUGCUGCUUACACUGAAAGAACCAGAAAGGAAGACAGUUAAAACAGAAUUAUCAGGCUCUGCCUUCAGUCGUCUCACAAUGACACUGAAGAAAUUCUUCAGUCCUUCACUAAUGCUCAUCUGUUUGGCUGGAUCUAUUAGAAAUGCUUCAGGAUAUGUGUUUGCCUACAACACCCAACCAUACUUCACUAGUAUAGGUCGCAAGCCAGAGGAAAUCGGGAAGUACCUUUCAUGGGUGCCACUGGUCGGGGGGAGUUUUAGUGUGUUAGUGGGAGGAUUUAUCUCAGACAGACUGGUCAAGAGGUUAGGAAUGUACUCAAGAAUCCUAGUGAUUGGAAUUAGUCUUCUAAUUGCAGCUCCAUUUGCAGCAGGAACAUUGUACUUUGAUCCUCCAGGAGCAUACUUUUUCCAAAUCCCUACCUAUAUAUUUGGUGAGAUGUGGGUAGGGAUAACCUUGGCUGUGGUGGUAGAACUGGUUCCCAGCGACAUCAAGACAACAGCUGUGGCGGUGUACCUCUUUAUCAUCAGUAACAUUGGAGGAAAUGCAAAUUUGUUGGUGCCUCCUCUCACGCAGCACUUUGAAGAUGAUGGAUACUCCAAGUCUGCUGCACUUAGAGUUACCCUUUACUGUAUGUAUGCAGGACCUUUUGUGUUCUGUAUACCGGUCUACUUCCUGUCUAUGUUUGUACUCAAACGGGACUAUCGACGAGCACACCAGUCACAGUAUGUGGAAAUGAUUGUCAACGAAUAACGGAUUUAGCAUAGGGAAGAUCAAGUCUGCUUGUGAUUAUUUAGUUGUGACGUUGUUACCAAAACUUUAUACCUUCUAGACAUAGAAUGAAUUUAUUAUGUGAAAAGAUCUCUGCAUUUUAUGCAGAAUUUUUGAUGUUCUUAUACUUCUUGAAACAAAGUCUUUUGGAUGUAAAAGAGGUGUAUAGAAAGCAAAUUGUCGAUGUAAAAGCGUUUUUUCUCUUGUCUAUCUGUCCAUUAUUAGGGGAUCAAGUUGUCACCACAGAUUCCCUCUAACGUUAAGGUUGUUUCAUGACUAGUAUUAUUCACGUUUAUUUGCACAAUGUUGAAUACCUGUGAAAAGAAGUAUGAAAAUUUAGUUAGGUAUAUGUGAAAAGAAGUAUGAAAAUUUAGUUAAGUCAAAUAUUAAGUGCUCUUACUUGAAUGUUUCUAAGAUUUUUAAAAAUGUAGAAUACAUGAGAAUACAUGUACCAGAAACCUUAAAACAAAGCAGUAAAGCGAUCCCUGACCACAUCGUAUUCUUACUCCUUGUUAGAGUUUAUUUGACGCUUGUGACAUGCUUUUGAAUUUUCUUUUACAUACAUGUACACAUUGUAUAUGAGCUGUGACUUUAAUUGUAUAUGAUAUUAACAUUUUUUCCCUUGGUGUAUCACAUGUGUAAAAAGGUAUGCAACAUUGCAUGUUUACUUCUCUAUUUUUUUAUGUGAGGUCGGAAAUUGCCACAUUGUCAAAUAUGGACUUUACAUUUGUGAAACUUAUUUAUAAGCAAUAUUAUUCUAUGUACAGGGUAACUAGUUUAUAUAUUUAUCCAUCAAGUAGAAAGUGUUUGAAUAUCUCUGACAAAAACCUAAAUUGUUUACACAUCUUAAUAAGAAGAUCGGUAAAUGAGCCAAUGAAAAUGUUGAGCAAAUUAGAUUUCUUUUUAUAUGUAAAUCUUUCAACAUUAUAUAAAUGAGGUCUCUGAAAAUCUGUCUAGAAUGCUAUUGUAUGAUAGGUAAUGUAGUUGCACCUACAUUGUAUAAAAUGACUUAAGAUAAGGGCUCUAUAUGCCCAUCAAAAUCGAGUUGUACUUUUUUUCUUCAAAAUCAUAUGUAUUUUGUGAAAGAAUCUCGAUGAAAUCAAGUUGUUAUUCUCAUUUUGAUCAAAAUAAAGUAAAAUUGGAAUUACAACAUCAUUUUCAUCUAAAAAAAACAUCAGGCACAAACUUUAUAUCUUUGCCAUGGCGUUAUCUUUCCAGUGCAUUUAUAGGGUAAAAAAUAAAUUACGAUUUUAUUUGUACUAAGCUGCACUUUGUUUUCUGAUAGCAAAAUCUUAACAGUAUUCACGAUUUUAUCUGAAUUUGAGUAAAUUUGAGAAAUUGUGCCACUUUUGAUUAUGUGUAUACUCUAAAUGAUGUAAAUAUUUUAGACAGAUUACAUGAACUUGUAUUGGACAUCAGGGGACAGAAUGAAAUGUUAGCUUAGUUGUUUUAACUGUGAUAACACAGGCACUUGUUUCAUACAUGGGUUCCCCUCCUUAAUAAUAAGGAGGGGGGCCCAUGUAUGAAACAAGUGCCUGUGUGUAAUAAAGGUAAUCUUGAGCAUUUGAGAACAAUAAAUGAGGAAAUGUUGUUCUGAGGGAGAAAUUUGUAUACAACUCUAUAUUUACACAGAUAUUAACAAGUUAUGUUUAAUAGCAUAACUGUAUGUCCAAUUUUUCAAAAAAAAAAUUCGAACAUAUAUAUUUUGUUUAUAUUAGAAUUGUUGUGUACAGUGAUAUAUACAUGUAUUUUGUUAUAUUAUUUUGUACUUUUAAAUAUAUGUAUGUAAUCACGUAUUUCCAUCAUAUUUAAAUUAAAUUCAAACUACCAAUCACAA